AUGGCCAGCUUGCUGGCGGCUUACUCCUCGUGGCUACAACGUCGGCCACUGACCACGAAAGGAAUCAGUGCUGGGCUCCUCUUCAGCCUCGGUGACUGGUUGGCUCAAAAACUUGAGUCGGGUGGCGCCUCUCCCGAUCUGCAGCGGCUGGCGGCCUUUGGAAGCUUUGGAGCAUCCUGGUAUGCCAUCAGCCAGCACUAUUGGUUCGCUUGGAUGGAGCGCCGCGUGGCGGUCGGCUGGAGCCCGACCCGCGCCGCGCUGGCGCGGGUCGUCACGCACUCCGCGGUCUAUGCGCCCUUCAGUAUCGUGUCCCUCUUCGCAUGGAUGGGCUGGGCCCAUGGAGAGUCCAGUGAGGAGCUGCUGGCACACUGUCAUCCGGAGGCGGUGUUUGGUGUUUGGGCCGCCGGCACCGUCUUUUGGAUCCCCACGAUGUUGGCCGUCUACCGCUUUGUGCCGCUGCACGGCCGAGUGGCCUGGGGCCCUCAGACCAGUGGUUUUGAAGUCGUCUUUCAUCAGAACAGUGAGACCUACUCACGUUGUGACCUCUGGGGCCAACGUGCUUUGGAGCUGCUACCUCUCAUGGACUUCAGCUCGGAAGAGAGCGGACCAAAAAGCCUUACGCCGAAGAACCGGGUGGAGGAGUUGAUCACAGGGCCCAGUUGCGACUGCGAGCUGGGGGAUCUGGUAGCGCUGCAGAGCCAUGGUGGGGGUGGCCCUCUGCCGGGAAGCCAGGUGGGUACCUGGUCCUGGGGCAACGAGUCCUUUGGCCAUGGGCUCCGGCCCGGCAGCCGCGGGGCGAAGGAGGCGGCGCGAGCGACCUUCGACGCGGCGAUCCGCCAUGGCAGCUACUUCUUCGACACCGCGCCGACCUACGGCCGCGGCUUCGCAGAGGAGAGCCUAGGGCACCUUUGCCAUCAUGGACCGUACGCGGUGGUUGCUACGAAGCACUUCCCACGACCACAGCAGGACUUGACGGCAGCCCUCCUGUCCACUGCGCGAGAGGACCCCUUCGAUGUGAAGAAGCGUGGCUCCAGCUACUUCACGGAGUUCCGCGCGGGGCUGACCACGUUCCUGGCGAUGGCCUACAUCCUUCCAGUGAACAGUGGAAUGCUCAGCUUAGUGAUCCCUGGCAUGCGCGAGCAGCUGGUCUGUGCCACCGCCCUGGCGGCCUUUUGUGGAUGUUGGUUGAUGGGGAUCUUGUCCAACUAUCCCUUCAUGUUGGCACCUGGCAUGGGCACCAACGCCUUUUUCACCUUCACCAUUUGUUUGGGCAGGGGCUUGCCAUACCAAGCGGCCUUUGCGGCGGUCUUCGUGGCUGGGUGGAUUUUCAUGCUCCUGAGCAUUACGGGACUGCGCACCUUGAUGAUCCGACUCUUUCCCGAAGGCAUCAAGGAGAGCAUCGGCGCGGGCGUGGGACUCUACUUGACUUUCAUUGCCUUUCAGUCGUCUGAAGGCAUGGGCUUGUCCGUUAAGGACCCAGCAACUCUGGUGACACUCAACAGCCUGAGCCCCGACAGCUACGAUGCGGCCAAGCUGUGGCUGAGCCUGGCCGUGUUGUGCCUCACAGCGACACUGUUUGCAGCCAAGGUGCCGGGCGCUCCCUUGAUUGGGAUCAUCUUUGGCACCAUGGUCUGCUGGAUCGAAGGAUUUGCCAGGGGUGAGGAGCAGUCCGUCUUCGGGUAUCCCUUUGGCACGAAGGGCCACCGUGAUGCGAGCUUCCACAUCUACCUGCCCACCAGCCUGGUCGCCCAGCCGUCUCUAAGCGGUCUCUCAGGAGCACUUUGGAGUGGCUUUGGGGCAGCCACGGAUCCUGCCAUGGCGUCCACCUUCUGGACGGCGGUGGCCACCUUCUGCUACACCGACCUCUUGGACUCCUCCGGCACCUUCUUCGCGGUGGCCAAGGUCGCGGGCUUGACCGACGCGCGGGGCAACCUGCCGCUGGCGCGGCAGAACAUGGCCUACCUGGCCGAUGCGAUUGCGGCGCUCAUCGGAUCCAUGCUAGGCGUUUCCACCGUGGCCACCUUCGCGGAGUCCACGGCGGGCGUGGCGGACGGCGCGAAGACGGGGCUGGCGCCCCUGGUCACCGGUUUUCUGCUGGCGAUCCCCAUCGCGCCCGUGGUCUCCGCGGUGCCUCCCUUGGCCUCCGGGCCGAUCUUGUGCCUGCUGGGUGCCUUGAUGUGCAGCUCGGUGCGGGGCAUCGAUUGGGAGGACUACCAGGAGUCGAUGCCGGCUUUCCUGUCCAUGGUGACCAUGCCCUACACCUUCAGCAUUGGCUACGGAAUCAUUGCAGGUCUGGUCCUUUGGGUGGUGAUCCAGUUGCUGCUGAUCCCAAUGCGCCUGGGAAAGAAGGAGGAUCCCUUUGUGCGCUUCAAGGCCCUGUGGGCCGGGGUCUUUGUCGAGGCGGAGGAGGAGUUUAGCCCUUCUGAGAAGGAGAAUCUGAGUGAUUUGGAUACGGAUGUUGGCAGCUCGGGCUCUGCCGAGCCAUGA
This is a messenger RNA of Durusdinium trenchii, 2487 nucleotides long. Lineage: Eukaryota; Dinophyceae; Suessiales; Symbiodiniaceae. The record is from the annotation of a GenBank genome assembly.